AUUGAAACCUCUCCCGAGACCUGCCCGAAGCUGCUCAGUGCCGCCCGCCGAGAUUUCGCACCCCACGGGGUUCGCGCAAGUCCACGAUCGUGCCUAGACGCUCGCCUGUAUCGCUGCCUUCCUUCGAUAUCCUCCUCACUCGCGUGCGCAUUCCAUGGCAGGUCUCGUCAUCUCACUGGUUCGGGUGUGAACUCUAGGGGUCAUCUUUGCCGACCGACAAGGUGCUGAUGGUUAUACUCUUCAACUGUCACGUCUUUUGCGGGUCACCCUCUGCUUGUCAGUCUAGACCAGGGGGCCCAGAAGGAUAGCGCAGAACGAGUUCUCCUCGAUACUCACGAGCAUUGGCUUGCCUCUCUCCGAGGGUUCAUGAUGUCCUCAACUGUCGCUGCAGUGGCUCCCUUGGAGCAGGGGUUCAAAGGCUCCCACGAGGACACACACAUGCCGACUGAAAUUGACACAGCCGAUGCGGCGCUGCAUGGGGCAUCGCGAAAAAGAAAAAGGGCCCGGAAAAUCCAGACAGAUCGCAAGUUUGAAUGUACUUUCGAGAAUUGCGGCAAAUCCUACUCACGGGCAGAGCAUCUAUAUCGUCAUCAACUCAAUCACACGCCGAAACAGAUUUACCGAUGCGAUUUCCCGGACUGCUACCGAUCUUUUGUGCGACAAGAUCUGUGUGUGCGCCAUCGCGAACGGCACACGACGCAAGGCUCUCAGCUGCAGAAACGGGACAGUUUCGCCCAAGCUGCGGUGAAUAAUGCGCCAAUCGUACCUGCUGAGCAGAAAGAACAACCUAUACCCAAGAAAAUCGACGGUGAUUCGCCGACGGGGAUACCUGCAGCUUCUCCCCAAUACCCGUCAACCCAGGCGCCAAUCGAAGGGCGGAUAGAUCCUAUUGCACUCCAAUCCAUCAAGAACAUCGGCACCAAGGUCACAGCAGUACUCUCUUCUCGGCCUGGCCAUUCCCCUCCUACAUACAAAUAUCAACCCCCUCUUUCACAACCGGGCGUUGAGCUGUCGGAUACCACUUUUUCUCGCUCUGUCAGUUUGAGCAACCAUACAAACAGCUCUCCGACGGGCCAGUCAACAACCACAUUCAGUCCCUCGGAAUAUCAAACGCAUCGUAGCCAUCCCUCCACUAGCGUAUCUCUACAUAAUGGUGAGACAUGUCAACAGACUCGAGCGCGUCAUCCUGCGGAUGAAACCACGAUGCUAUCUAGCUACAUGGAAGGACCGUCGCUGGCCCAUUCGGCGUCAUACCCACCCAUUCCUGUGGGUGGGUAUACCGAUAUCUCACUGGGGCCAGCAACAGCUUCAGCCUCGACUACUCUGAAUAAUGUGAGUACCUUCGAAGCGCUGGAUUCUGUGUCUGGAAUGAUGGCACCGGGAUCAACGGUGGGAGACCCCAGCUUCGACGCGCUGACCUCCUGUGUCUAUCCAAUUUUUGGCGGAGAGACACAUAACCGGUCUCCGUUCGCGAUGCCCGAAGAUUUCACCGCGUGGCUGUUUAACGACCCUCUCCCCGGUUCGUCAUCGAUGGGUUAUCCGUCUGCCACCAAUAUGAUACCAAACUACCUCAAUGCUAUCCAGCUACAGAAUCAAUUUCUACCGAGUGACCCUGGUUACGGAAGUUUUAUGAACGGCGUCAUUCCGCAUGACCCGAUGAGUGUUACUAGCAUCCUAGACGCCGGUUCUUCGCGAAUGAGCCUGUCCAAUGACAAGAGACAGGAGCUUCUCGCGCUCAUGGGUUCACGAUUCAACGAGGCUGCAUACUCGGCAGUGGCAAAGCGGAAGGAUGCUCUGAUGGACGGUGAUAUGAAUGACGAUCGCCAUGUUCUCGGACCGCGGAUGAUGGAGGCCUAUAUCGCCUCGUAUUGGCAACACCUUCACCCACAAUUACCUAUUUUACACCGUCCUUCGUUUGUCUUGAACAAAGCCCCGAACUUGCUUCUGCUGGCUGUCAUCGCUAUUGGGGCGUCUACUCUGGACAAGGUCUAUGGAGCAGACGUAACAGAGACCGCAGCCGAACUGGCGAAUUUUAUUGCAUGGCACCUACGAUGGGAAUUAUUCAUGGAUGCCGAUUUUCGCCCACCAGCCAAGCUAUGGGUCUUCCAAGCACUACUACUUCUUGAGGUAUAUGAAAAGAUGUACUCAACCCGUGCGCUGCACGAGCGAGCCCAUAUUCACCAUGAUACUACACUCACGUUGAUGCGGCGUGGUAGCUCGUUGAUCGGCCGCUCCGCACUAGAUUCUCCGGCGAGUUUGAGAGACGAGCGGCAAACUCGCUCAGUCACCGGGUCAACAAUGACGCCUGACUUCGUGGCAGAAGAAUCCUGGACUCAUUGGAUCAAGGCUGAAGCUACAAGACGAGUGGCAUUUGCGGCUUUCGUGCUGGAUUCAACGCAUGCCACUAUGUUCGGACAUUCCGCAAAGAUGGUGGCUCACGAGCUGCGUCUGCCUCUUCCGUGCGAUGGGGCGCUGUGGUCUGCGACCAACGCCUCUGAGGUGGCUCGAGUGCAAUCCAGCUUGCAUGCCAAUGGAGUCAAACCGCUGCUGUUCUUGGAUGGCCUGAAACGAACACUCAACGGCCAGCCGGUGCGGACCAACGCUUUUGGACGCACCAUUCUCAUGGCGGGGUUACUGAGUGUCAGCUGGCACAUGAAUCAGCGCGACCUUCAGGUCAGCUCGCUGGGUGUACUGCAGGCAUUGGGAGGCCGUGAUAAGUGGAGGUCCGCGUUACUGAGGGCAUUCGAUAAUUGGCGGCGGGACUUUGAUGAGGCCCUGGGAACGUCAGAGUCAGGGUCGUUUUCUGGUGGAUACCGAGCGCGACAUCCUUGGGACGAAGCGAAUGUGUUUGAAUCGCGUGAUGUCCUGCAUGGACUAGCACACAUGGCCUCCCACGUCGACAUUGUUGACUGCCAGGUUUUCGCCGGAGCCGGUCGGCUCAUGGGGCGAGCCAUUACCCGAAAGGACUACGAUGCGGCGCGUGAGAAGAUGGUUCGAUGGGCUACCAAGGCCACAGCCCGCGACGCCACUUUUUACGCUCUGCGGUUCCUGUCCGAGUGCCUGUUGGACGGUGAGCGGGCACUCGAUGACGAUGACGUAUACUCGGGCCGGGAUGACUAUUUGCUCAACAGACCGUGGGUCCUCUAUGUCGCUGCCCUCGUGGUUUGGUGUUACGGAUAUGCCCUGGAAGGACCGCUCCUUCAUCCGGUCAAACUGGCCACGCCUGCAGAGCAGCGACACGAUAUGCAGCAAUUUUUGCGACGAGUCGGCGGGGUCCGCGAACCUAGUGACCUGGAGGGUAUGAAGGGAUGCAAUCAGUGCAUGGGACUGCUGCUGGUUCUCCGCAAUGGAUUCACAAAUACACGUUGGGAGCUGCUGAGUGAGGCGGCCUAUCUACUCAGCAGCUGUAUGGACAAGCUGAACGGGGGCGCGGCCUCCUGAACUGGCUGAUGUGUUCGAAGCUUGGUAGUAUAUGCUGCCCUCAUUUAUGUGUAUUUAGCGUGCUUCUGGAUGGCCUUUUGUCUUCAUGUAUAUUUAAUCUGCUUACCUAAAGCGUUCCAGAGAUCGAAGCUGAAGUCAGCUUCACGUGUGGUAGUUUCUGAUUGUUGUCUGUGAUGCUGCUGCUUGGGAAUGAGUUACGACUGAGAUACCAUGGCGAGGAGGACCGCGUUUGAACUCUGCAG
Molecule: messenger RNA, 3683 nt
Organism: Aspergillus homomorphus CBS 101889
Lineage: Eukaryota; Fungi; Ascomycota; Eurotiomycetes; Eurotiales; Aspergillaceae
Product: putative C2H2 finger domain protein
Exons: 2
Coding region: 367-3441 (1024 amino acids)
Biological process (GO): regulation of transcription by RNA polymerase II; DNA-templated transcription
Cellular component (GO): chromatin
Molecular function (GO): RNA polymerase II cis-regulatory region sequence-specific DNA binding; zinc ion binding; DNA-binding transcription factor activity, RNA polymerase II-specific
Source: RefSeq, a predicted model, not a curated record